UUAACGAAGGAGCUGUCAGUGUAUCUGGAGAACCAGGUUCGGGUCGGUGGGUUCCUCGGCUCCGGGGUCGGGCUGGCGCUUGCGCUGGGCUUUGGCGUCGCCUACGCUUGCUACUACUGGACGUCUGUAGCCAAGAGGUGCAUACAGACUGAAGUGUAAAUAACCAUUCAGAUGGCAGAAUCUUCAAGAUUCUGAAGCUUGUGUUCAGAUAAGUGUACAAAACUUUUAAUCAGACACUCAGUGGGCGGAGUAUCUAGAUUUCUGGCUCUGUACAAGUUCCUAGUUCAACCAUUGCUACCAAUACUGUCUUGUUCUGUUCAGCAGAAGUUGGGCGAGUGUGAGCACAGGCACAGUAUACAGAAACCAAAGCUUGUAUCUGGAGGGAAGAAGUUUUAUGAGUUUCUGAAGGAGAAUUGCCCCGUGGUGACGGAGACAUAUUACCCCCCAUUCUGGUGCUGGGAGAGUCGGGUACAAACUCUACUCCGGCCGUUCCUCACUGCCAAGCCCUGGGUCUCCUACAGGAAGUAAAGUUUUUCAUUAAUCUAUUAACGUAGCAAAACUGGUAGCCAUGAGCCGUGGUCUUUAUGUCAGGAAUAAACUCUUACCCAUGUUGUCUUAGUGGCUACUGUGUUAUGGGCAGCAAUGUAAAUUGUCUCAGUGGUACCAUCAAUGGUCACGAGUCCUCACAGGGUAGAAGAAUUAUUUUCUCUCUCUCUCUCUCUCAUUCUCUCUCUCUCUCUCUCUCUCUCUCUGUUAGUAUACUGUGCAUAUAAAAGUAUACACACCCCUGUUAAAAUAGUAGGAUUUUGUAAUGCAAAAAAAAAAAAAAAAAAUUUAACCAAAAUGCCAGAUGUUUUUUCAGCAACCAACAAAAUUCAAGAGAAAAAGAAAUAGAAACAUUUUAGGGGGAAAAAACAAAAAAGAAAACACUUACAAUAACCUGCUUGCAUAAGUGUACACACCCCUAACUAAUACUUUGUUAAAGCACCUUUUGCUUGUGAUACAGCACUCAGUCAUUUUGGGUAAGAGUCUACCGACUUAGCACACCAUGAGAUGCCAAAAUAGAGCUAUCCAUGAUUACCUCUAUCUUUACUAGAGCCCCAGUCCCAGAUGUAGAUGAGCAACCCCAUAGUAUGAUGCUGCCACCACUAUCCUUCACCCUGGGCGUGGAGUUCUUUAGUGAGCUCAUCAGAGCGCCAGAUGGAGGUCAGAUAUCUCUGGACUGGUUUGAUAAUGAAGACAGCCUCUCUCACCCCGACUCGUCCACUCGCCCCACUGUCCUGCUCCUGCCAGGUCUGACCGGAACCAGCCGCGAGUCCUACAUCCUGCACAUGGUGCAGCAGAGCCGAGAGCUCGGAUACAGGUGCGUUGUGUUCAACAACCGAGGCGUUUCUGGCGAGAAGCUUCUGACUCCUCGGACGUACUGUGCAGCGAACACGGAGGACCUGGAGAUGGUGAUUGAACACGUCAAUAACACUUACCCAACCGCUCCCAUCAUGGCUGCUGGAGUCUCCAUGGGAGGUACGACAUCCGUUUCCACAAACUCAGCAUCUGAACACGCAGGACUGAAGAGCGGGCCCAGCAUCCUGACACGAAAAACACACACAUUCAUUCACUUAGAAAGAACAAAUGUCAGGAUGAUGCUGGCGAACUAUCUGGGUCGUAAAGGUCACGCUACGUGCCUGAAGGGUGUCGUUGUGUUCUCAGCUGGCUGGGAUGUAUUCAAGUGCACCGCUUCCCUGGAGAAGCCUCUCGAUCGCUUUCUCUUCAACUCCUAUCUCACCAGCUGCCUUCAGGCCUCUGUACACCGACACAGGCCUGUUCUCGAAAGAAAUUAUGACAUAGACCAUGUGAUGAAGGCCAAAACCAUCCGAGAGUUUGACGAACGUUUCACAUCAAAAAUGUUCGGCUACCCGACUAACGACGAUUACUACCGAGACGCCAGCCCCAUCUACAAGCUGAAGUCCGUGCAGGUGCCCAUGUUGUGUCUCAAUGCGGCAGACGACGUUUUCUCGCCAAAUCACGCCAUCCCUGUCGAGGCAGUGAAGCAGAACCCAAAUCUGGCGCUCCUCAUCACAUGCCAUGGUGGCCAUAUUGGAUUUUUGGAGGGCUUCUGGCCACGUCACAGCACCUACAUGGACCGAGUUUUUCGACAGUUCAUCAAGGCGGUCGUUGAAAAUGGCAGCGCGCUAACGGACAUAGCAAGCUAACACAGUGAUGACCUGCUCAACUACAGCGCCCCCUACAACCAGGAGCAAAAAAACAAACAACAACAACAACAACAACACCAACAACACAACAGCUACAUUUUCUGAUCGAGACAUUCGGUUGUUUAUCUGAUCACAGCAUCGCUUGUGGAUUCAGAUCACUCUUUCACUCUUUUUAAUUAUUUCUUACUUUAGACAUGUAGAUAUAUGCCCGUGUGUGUGUGCGAGUGUGUGUGUGUGUGUGUGUGUGUGUGUGUGAGAGAGAGAGAGAGAGAGAGAGAGAGAGAGACUCUUAAUUCAGGUUGAGAGAACAUUACGCUUUCAUUAUACUGUGUAUGAUUUAAGUACGCUGUUUUGACCAAUGGAUCAACUGGAAGAAAAACAAAUCUGUGAAUUUCUCAAUCAUCCAAUCAGCAUUCAUUUAUUUCUGGUCUGCUUUAAACUGGCGUCUAAAUAUCUCUCACUUUCUAGUGAUGUCAGAUUAAUUCUGAGAUUAUGUGUAGGACUGCAGUACACGGCUUUUCUACAAACUGGCAAAGACUUAUUCAAACUCCCGAGACAAAAGGGCGAGACACUACAGGUGAAGAGGGUCGGUUAAAAUGAAUACAUAAGAAAGUUAAUUAAACGAACAAAUAAUUCACAGUUCAUUUCGGUUGAUAAAAUUCUAACAAGUCAUUUCUAUAUAUGAGUUCCUUCACAAAUGAAUAUUUUAUGUUUAUUUAUGUAAAUGAGGUAAAAAAAAAAAAGUCUGUCUCAUUUACAUAAUAAUGAUGAUUUGUUGUUUAAUCAAGAAAAUACCAUAAAAUGCUUUUUUUAAAAAAAAAUGCCAUUUCCUGUAUAAAAUCUAACAUAAGUGUAACAAUAAGCGGCAUUUUGGGAAAUUCGUCUGUAAUAUCCUUUUAAUUAGAGAAGAUUGCAUUUAAAUUUAACGACUACGGCUCAUCUAGAAACUGAGAUAGUUUGGAGUUUUGGUUUUGAAUAUAGAAAAAAAAAACCCUGAUUUUGAAGUUCAAAAUUUCACAACGUGGUUUAAGCGGUUUCCUCUCUACAGUAGUCACUGUGGUUUGUAAAGUAAUUUUUUUUUGUUCCAAAUUAUAUCCUAAUGACACAUUCAUUGACAAAUAUAUCAGGAAACAAGCUUUUUUUCUGAUUGUGAAGUGGGAGGAGCUUAUAGAUUCAGUGAAAAGAGUAAAAUAAAGAUUUUUCUGUACUUUUCUAACAUUUUCAUUAGUACGGUUUGAGUGGAGGUGUGUGGUAUACUGUAGAUGUGGUUUGUCUGAGAAAUGCUUGACCAAAAUAAUUUCUGGCUGUAGUGUCUCGCCUUUAAACGUCUUUGUGCAUCACUGAUCACUGAUCACUCUCGAUCCGUCCCUUCUUUAUAACUCUUGACCGUUUAUUCGUUUCGAUAUUCGGUGUACUCGUGAACCAUUUUGGCCACGUUCCCAUUACAAAUGUAUAUGACAUUAGUGAGACUGCUUUGCUACAUCUGACCCUGCAUGCACACCGAUUAAUAACGUGCACGAUUCACACGAGCAUCAUGAACAACACAAACGCAGCUUUUGAGACAAUCCCUCAGAGCAGUAGUGAAAAUAUGAAUAAACCGGCAGCGCGAGAGAUCGUAUUGUACGGCCGUUUUAAUAGUAUGAAACUGAUAUUUUAAAAAGAUUUAUAAAUUGGAUAACCGUUUGCUAAAAAAAAAAAAAAAAAGCUAGAAUUGAACAUCUAUUAAAUAAGCUAGCAAGUAUUACAAGGGGAUUAUGUUACUUAUUGUUGAGUAUGUUAGCUUAACACAAGUAUCUAUCUAACAGCUUGCCAAGAAGAUAUUAAAUAUAGCUAGCUGGCUAGCAUUGCACUAAAAGUUUGUCAUAGGACAUACAUAAAUAAGUAGAUAAUUAGCUGUCUUGCUAGUUAACAUUACCUUAAUAGCUAGCUAGCUAGUUCAAAACUGUAACUUAAACAGUGUCCUGGGGGGUGGGGCCUUAGAUGAAUUUAAAAAUAUGCCUUUUUUUAAACUGGAUAUUUUUAGGCACAAAAAUAUAUAAAUAAAUAAAUCAGAUUUUAGUCACUGUAACGUGAAUGUAAUGUGUGCUUUCAGUAUAUUUUAUGCUUUGACAUAAAUGAUUCAUUUAUUCAUUGCAUUUUGUCCCUAAUAUAAAAUAUAUGUGAUCUACUGUAGUGGUGCAUAAGAAAGCAGCAUAGAUCUGAUUUUUUAUUUAUUCAUUAAAAAUUCAAAUUAAAAUGAAGUCUCUGUUCACAGUUAGUAAAUUUUUUUUUUAAAUAAAUCAGAUUCGGGUCACUGUAAUGUGAACAUAAUGAAUGUGCUUUCAUCAUGUUUUAUGUGUUAAAGUACAUUAUUAUCAUGUUACUUCGGCCUAACUGACUCUAAAGCUAGCUUCAACAUCAUGACUUUAAAUGAUUCACACAAUCCUUCAAUGAGAGAAACUGAUCUGAUACCAGCUCCAAAGACACUCGAGUAGUUAAACCCUGAAACCGGUUAACUCUUGUUAAAGCUUGCUCUUGACCGUCCAACCGGUGGGAUGAGUAUUCCCAGCUAUCCUGUGGGAUGAGUAUUCCCAGCUGUCUUGUGGGAUGAGUAUUCCCAGCUAUCUUGUGGGAUGAGUAUUCCCAGCUGUCUUUAGCACAUCGCUGCUUAUUAGUUGUUUGAGUGCUUUGUCAGUGUGGACCACUUAUUUCCUUGCUCAUUAAACGGGUAUUUUGUUCUGUUGCCUGCAUUUCUGGUUCCCAUCCACCAGAUUUGGUCCAGUUAAGUGUUAUAAGCUUCAGCUCCUCUGUUAUAAUAUAAAGGACGUCUUUACUUAUCACUAUCAGAGGAUCUCCAUCAGUUCUAUUAGCUGAAUUAACACUGAUCAGUACACUAAAUGAUUAGUGUCAUCCUCACUCUCUCGCUCUUCUUCAUCCUCAAUCAUUUUACUGAGUAAAAAUAUACUUUCUUUAAAAAAGAUUCUCUCUGUAUUCGCUCCUUUAUUUUAUUUCCCAUCUUCUCAAUUUUCAUCCAUGUUUAUUCCAUAUUAAAUCAGUUGCUUCUUAUUAUUACCUCAAUUCUUUCCAUAUUUGUUCUCCAUUUUUUCCUCAAUCUCUUCUCCAUUUCUUAUCCAAUUCUUCCACUUUUCUUUACUAUUUCAUCCCCAUCUUCCCCUUCGGUUACCCAUUUCUUCACUUCUCUUCCCUAUUUCUUCUCCAUUUUUAACCACAUUACCAACCCAAUGUCCUUUCCAUUUCUGCCUCAUGUCGUCCUGCCUUCUUUUUUAUUCUUCCUAAUUUCUUCCUCAGUAUUUCAUUUCUAAACACAUUUCUUCUCAAUUUUCCCAUUUCGACCCAGAUUCAUUUUUUCAUUUAUUUACUUAUUUUUUUCAUUUCUCCCCAAAAGGGGGAGCCCCUUUUAAAAAAUUUAUUUCUUAUUAUCCACCCCCCCUCUCUCCUCUCACUGUCUGUAGCAUCUUAGCCCUCAGGGACUCAAGGUUUCACAAUUUAAAGUCUUACUUUUUCUUUUGUCAAUAGUUUAUCUUAACAUUGUAUUGAUAUCUGUUAAAAAAGAAGAAGCGUAAAUUACAGAUUGUACCAAAAUGGUGUUUCUGUUUGUUCUGCAUGCACAUAUCCAGAUCAUUUAUUGUAACAGAUUUUGACAUUGUUUAAAGAAAAAAAGAAAAAGAAAAAAAUUGUACAGUAGAAGAAAUAUGCUCUUGUUUCAUUGGUCAAUUUAUCCUACCUCUAAAUGGUUUUAAGCAGAUUUAACCAGCUUUCAAGGAUUCAAUAAUGAAAAUAAAUGUAAAAAGAAAAAUAGAGUUGGAGUUAAAGCCUGUUAUCACGCUCAGCAGCUCCAUAUUGGAUAGAUCUGCUUAUAUUUUACACCAACCUGCACAAAUGCUUGUGUGAAAUGUAGUGUAGAGCAAGACGGCGUCAUUUUUCCAGCUAGUCCGAUGCUAACCGAUUAGCAGCUUUGAAAAGUAAAAACAAUUGUACAGAAGUUUUAUAUCUUGCACAAUUGGAGUUGCCAUGAUGUACCUGAGGAUGUAAAGGUUUAACGUGAUGUUUUUGCUGUAUUUUUUUUUUCUUUUUUGACAGAACAUGUUGUUCUAAUCUGUGCAUUUCAGUACUGUUUUCCCAAAACACAAUCUGUGUACAGUUCUAUUAAGUUGUUACUUACUGUGCUAAAUGGCUAUCAGAGUAAAGAAAGAAAGUAUAUUAGCAGUUAUAUUAACUAAAAUUAAUGUAAAAGAAACUUAAAAUGAUGACAUCUAUGAUGAUUUUUGAGUCGAUCCAUCAUCUAUCAAUCAUCUGAAAAAACGUUACACGAGUUGAUAAGUAACAGAAUGUUAGCAAAGCUUUGACCAUGUGGGGAAAUUUAACGAGGGGGAGUAUACAAGUGCGCAUUAAAAAAAACAGUACUGGGAUGCAACUUCUGUGUGUUUGGAUGAAAAUCCGGUUUAAAUGGAAAGUGUUUGAUUCCACGUGUAAGCGAAGGACCAUAAACUACUUGGGCCUCGAGCUACUGGAGCAGGUCUAACUGUUAAUGAACUUCUUGAGGAAAUCAUCCAAGUAACAGCAAAACACAUCAUACACGACAUAACUCAUAGCACAACAGGCAUACUUAUUUUUCCAGGAUCAAGUGUUAUAUUUCCAUUUAUACAUUUAUAAAAGGAUAGUCUUGUUUAAACAAGUUCAGCAAUAAGAUUAAAAACAGAAGAAAUGUGGAUGUAGAUAAAGCCUAUGCACAUGUGCUUGUAUGAAAGUGCAUUUGCUGUCUUGAAUAAAUUAUGGACUUAAAACUUA
Ictalurus furcatus (blue catfish) is the source of this 6998-nucleotide messenger RNA. It is a transcript of the gene abhd3, whose product is annotated as abhydrolase domain containing 3, phospholipase. Bases 1074 to 2210 code for a protein of 378 amino acids. NCBI's taxonomy places the organism in Eukaryota, Metazoa, Chordata, Actinopteri, Siluriformes, Ictaluridae. Gene Ontology annotation, biological process: medium-chain fatty acid biosynthetic process; medium-chain fatty acid catabolic process; phosphatidylcholine metabolic process. The transcript is spliced from 11 exons. Gene Ontology annotation, molecular function: acetylesterase activity; monoacylglycerol lipase activity; glycerophospholipid phospholipase A1 activity. The record is from RefSeq and is a predicted model, not a curated record.